Messenger RNA from Penicillium subrubescens, 1794 nucleotides. RefSeq names its product calcium-binding mitochondrial carrier protein. Gene Ontology annotation, molecular function: ATP transmembrane transporter activity; calcium ion binding. The record is from RefSeq and is a predicted model, not a curated record. Gene Ontology annotation, biological process: transmembrane transport. The coding region runs from base 1 to 1794 and encodes 597 amino acids. The transcript has 8 exons. NCBI's taxonomy places the organism in Eukaryota, Fungi, Ascomycota, Eurotiomycetes, Eurotiales, Aspergillaceae.
AUGGCACCCGGCGAGUCCAAAGAUGAGCGCGAUAAACGAGUCGCUCUGCUCUGGGAAAGUCUGGACACGCGCAAAGAGGGUCAUAUCGACUUGACUGGUCUAAAGAAAGGCUUGAAGAAGAUCGAUCACCCUCUGAAAAAUGCAGAUGACAUGCUGCGCAACAUCCUGCAAGAUGUCGACACCAAUGGUGAUGGCCAGAUAGACUACAAUGAGUUCCGAACAUUUAUCGACCACACCGAGUCCGGGUUAUGGCAGAUGUUCCAGGCCAUCGAUCGCAAUCACAAUGGAGAAAUCGACAAGGGAGAGCUACGAAGCGCGUUCGCACAGUCCGGCGUCACCGUAUCGAGUGCCAAGCUCGACAAUUUCUUCGCCGAGGUGGACAAAAACAAUGACGGGGUAAUCUCUUACGCGGAAUGGAGGGACUUCCUCCUUUUCCUCCCGCUGCAUUCCACGUCCGACCUACGCGCCGUCUUGUCAUACUACACGGCGACGGGCAAUCUAAACCCGGAAGGAGAUGUCCACAUCAAUGAUCUGCGGGGUUUAGGUACAGACCACACAUUUCUUAAUCGUUCUCUCUUGGCCCUCCAGCGCCUCUUGUAUAAUAUCCUCUCUUUGCCUGCGCUGGCAUCCCUCCUUCCUUCAGCCCUCGCGCAAACCACAACCAGCCCGGCUGCAACGUUGACCACUGCUCUCGGGAAUGAAUUUGCCUCGUUAGACGGUGACUUCGAGCUGGAGUGGCUGCCCAUCCCCAAGACCGUCGCCAUGUGGAUGUCCUUCCGCUAUUAUGAACGCAAGUUGACCGAGAAUACCCCUCAACUAGGCUACUUUAUUGCAGGCGGAAUUGCAGGUGUCGUCUCGCGAACGGCUACUGCCCCUCUUGACCGUCUCAAGGUCUACCUCAUUGCCCAGACGGGGCCAAAAGCUACGGCGGUUCGCGCGGCAAAGGAUGGGGCGCCCUUGGCGGCGGCGGGACAUGUGUCCAGAAGCUUAGGUGGUGCUCUAAUGGAGCUUUGGCGGGCUGGUGGUAUCCGAAGCUUGUUUGCCGGAAAUGGGUUGAACGUUUUGAAGGUGAUGCCGGAGUCCGCGAUCAAGUUCGGGGCCUACGAGUCGGCAAAACAAGCACUCGCUCGGUUCGAAGGACACAACGACCCCAAAAAGCUUCGACCCACAUCACAGUUCUUGUCGGGUGGUAUCGGUGGAAUGGUAGCCCAAUGCUUUGUCUACCCUCUUGACACAUUGAAGUUCCGGAUGCAGUGCUCAACCGUCGAAGGUGGCUUGAGAGGAAACAAGCUCAUCAUAGCCACUGCAAAGAAAGUGCUGAACGCCAAUGGCAUACUCGGUUUCUUUCGUGGCCUGCCGCUUGGCCUCAUUGGCAUGUUCCCUUACGCCGCAAUCGACUUGACCACUUUCGAAUACCUCAAACGAGCCCUCGUCUCUCGCCAAGCUGGCCUCGAGCAUUGCCAUGAAGAUGACGUGACUCUGAACAACUGCCUGACUGGCACGAUUGGUGCUAUCAGUGGCGGUUUCAGUGCCUCGGUCGUCUACCCUCUCAACGUGAUGCGGACUCGACUGCAGGCACAGGGCACCGUCCUACACCCGACCACAUACUCAAGCAUCACCGAUGUUGUCCGCAAGACCCUCCAGGCCGAAGGACCCCGGGGGGUUCUACAAGGGCCUCACCCCCAACCUACUCAAGGUGGCACCGGCCGUGUCCAUCAGCUACGUGGUCUACGAAAACUCGAAGCGGAUGCUCGGCUUGAAAUAAGCGCGAGAUCUUGUACCAGUGUGCCGUAG